Molecule: messenger RNA, 2787 nt
Organism: Elaeis guineensis (African oil palm)
Lineage: Eukaryota; Viridiplantae; Streptophyta; Magnoliopsida; Arecales; Arecaceae
Product: pyrophosphate-energized vacuolar membrane proton pump
Biological process (GO): proton transmembrane transport
Cellular component (GO): membrane
Molecular function (GO): inorganic diphosphate phosphatase activity; diphosphate hydrolysis-driven proton transmembrane transporter activity
Source: RefSeq, a predicted model, not a curated record
CUACAAAGUACACAGAGGGGGAGAGCAAGAACCCCUCGAAACCCUUGCCUUUAGAUCUUUCUUCCACUGUCUCUCGUCCUCUUUUCUUGGUGUAGUAGGACUUUGGUUCUCGGCCGCCACCGUGCAACGCCGUUUUGCGGAGGUUGGGUUUUCGUUUUUCCGGGCAGAUUGAGCAAUGGGAGUGGCGAUACUGGCGGAUCUCCUGACGGAGAUCCUGAUCCCCGUGGCUGCCGUCGUCGGGAUUGGGUUCGCUUUGAUGCAGUGGUUGAUGGUGUCGAGGGUGAAGCUGUCGCCGGAGAGGCAGGGGCCCCUGGCGGGGAGCAAGAACAAGAACGACUACUCCGACUACCUCAUUGAGGAAGAAGAGGGGCUCAAUGAUCACAACGUCGUGCUGAAGUGUGCCGAGAUCCAGAGCGCCAUCUCCGAAGGAGCAACUUCGUUCCUUUUCACUGAGUAUCAGUAUGUUGGAAUUUUCAUGGUUGCUUUUGCAAUCCUGGUAUUCUUAUUCCUUGGCUCCGUGGAGGGCUUUAGCACUAAGAGCCAGCCCUGCACCUACAGCAAGGACAAAUAUUGCAAGCCUGCACUUGCAAAUGCUGUCUUUAGCACUGUGUCCUUCUUGCUUGGUGCAAUCACCUCUCUGGUAUCUGGUUUCCUUGGAAUGAAAAUUGCAACAUAUGCAAAUGCCAGAACGACUUUGGAAGCAAGAUGGGGUGUUGGAAAAGCUUUCAUUACUGCAUUCCGCUCAGGUGCAGUGAUGGGCUUUUUGCUUGCUGCAAAUGGGCUUUUGGUUCUUUACAUUGCAAUCAACCUAUUCAAGUUGUAUUAUGGUGAUGACUGGGAAGGUCUUUUUGAGGCUAUCACUGGUUAUGGUCUUGGUGGCUCUUCCAUGGCUCUUUUUGGGAGAGUUGGAGGAGGUAUCUAUACAAAAGCUGCUGAUGUUGGUGCUGAUCUUGUUGGUAAGGUUGAGAGGAACAUCCCUGAAGAUGACCCAAGGAAUCCAGCUGUGAUUGCUGACAAUGUUGGAGAUAAUGUUGGGGAUAUUGCCGGAAUGGGAUCUGAUCUUUUUGGCUCAUAUGCUGAAUCUUCCUGUGCUGCCCUUGUUGUUGCUUCAAUCUCAUCAUUUGGAAUCAACCAUGAUUUGACUGCGAUGUGCUAUCCUUUGCUUAUCAGCUCUGUGGGUAUCAUUGUUUGUUUGAUCACUACUCUGUUUGCAACUGACUUCUUUGAAAUAAAGGCAGUGAAUGAGAUUGAGCCUGCACUGAAGAAGCAGCUCAUAAUCUCAACUUUUCUUAUGACUGUUGGUAUUGCAAUUAUCAGUUGGAUUGCACUUCCAUCUAGCUUCACGAUCUUCAAUUUUGGCAACCAAAAGCAAGUGGCAAACUGGCAGCUGUUCUUCUGUGUUGCAGUUGGUCUAUGGGCUGGCCUGGUUAUUGGGUUUGUCACUGAAUACUUCACAAGCAACGCAUACAGCCCUGUGCAAGAUGUAGCUGACUCCUGCAGAACUGGAGCUGCCACUAAUGUCAUCUUUGGUCUUGCAUUGGGAUACAAGUCUGUGAUCAUUCCAAUUUUCGCUAUUGCUAUCAGCAUUUUUGUGAGCUUUAGCCUUGCUGCGAUGUAUGGUAUUGCAGUUGCUGCUCUAGGCAUGUUGAGCACCAUUGCUACUGGGCUGGCCAUUGAUGCCUAUGGCCCCAUCAGCGACAAUGCUGGAGGCAUUGCUGAGAUGGCUGGAAUGAGCCACAGAAUACGUGAGAGAACUGAUGCACUAGAUGCUGCAGGCAAUACCACUGCUGCCAUCGGAAAGGGUUUUGCCAUUGGUUCAGCUGCUUUGGUGUCCCUUGCACUCUUUGGUGCCUUUGUGAGUCGGGCAGCAUUAUCAACUGUGGAUGUUCUGACACCUAAAGUAUUCAUCGGGUUAAUUGUUGGUGCAAUGCUUCCUUACUGGUUCUCAGCCAUGACCAUGAAGAGUGUAGGCAGUGCAGCUCUGAAGAUGGUGGAGGAAGUUCGCCGGCAGUUUAACAGCAUACCUGGUCUUAUGGAGGGAAGUGCUAAACCUGACUAUGCCACUUGUGUCAAAAUCUCGACAGAUGCCUCAAUCAAGGAGAUGAUUCCGCCUGGUGCUCUAGUCAUGCUCACACCUCUCAUUGUUGGAACCUUCUUCGGUGUGGAAACCCUGUCAGGGGUUCUUGCAGGCGCCCUUGUAUCUGGCGUUCAGGUUGCAAUAUCUGCAUCUAACACUGGUGGUGCAUGGGAUAAUGCUAAGAAGUAUAUUGAGGCUGGGGCUUCAGAGCAUGCUCGGACCCUCGGCCCCAAAGGAUCGGAUGCCCACAAGGCUGCUGUGAUCGGUGACACCAUUGGAGACCCUCUGAAGGACACAUCUGGACCAUCACUUAACAUCCUUAUCAAGCUAAUGGCUGUUGAAUCUCUUGUGUUUGCACCAUUCUUUGCUGCACAUGGAGGCAUCCUCUUUAGGAUCUUCUGAGAAGAGGUGCCAGCAGGGCGAUCUUGCACUUAGAGACAGCAUCAUCAUCCCUUCUUCACCACCAUAUGUGCCUCGGCAACUUAUCCUUUCUGCUUCAUUCUCUUUGGUGUUAGGUUCAAGCUGUGCUUGAUGUAAUGAAGCUCUCAGUGUCCUUGCGUGGGCUUGGGGCGGCCAAAUUUUCCUUAUGCUAGAUAGAUGAUAAUGAUGAUGGCGAUAAUGUAAUAAUGGCUAUGACAAUCUUAGUUGUUCUUGGGACAGUCACAGAAUGUUGUUUAAAUUCUCCAUAUGAUGGUUGGACGGUUGUUGAA